UUUUACUUCUAUCUUGCUGAGGAUCCCCAGGGAAUAUUAAAACUAUAAAACUCGGUAACCUCCGCAGCUCUUCGUGAGGAGAAUGGCGACCGAGCCCGUCACAGCCGGAGCCCAUCACAUCACAGCGCCGACCGACACCACCUCUGCCGAGCCUAGCCCGCUGUACACCGCACCAUGCCGAAAAAUAAAGGUAAGGGAGGUAAAAACAGAAGGCGUGGUAAGAACGAAAACGAGUCUGAAAAGAGAGAACUGGUAUUUAAAGAAGAUGGACAAGAAUAUGCACAAGUGAUCAAGAUGUUGGGAAAUGGUAGGCUGGAAGCCAUGUGCUUUGAUGGAGUCAAGAGGUUAUGUCACAUUAGAGGGAAACUCCGAAAAAAGGUCUGGAUCAACACAUCUGACAUUAUAUUGGUGGGCCUCCGAGAUUAUCAAGAUAACAAAGCAGAUGUAAUUCUAAAAUACAAUGCAGACGAAGCCAGGAGUCUUAAAGCAUACGGAGAACUUCCAGAGCACGCUAAAUUCAAUGAAACUGAUACAUUUGGCCCUGGAGAUGAUGAUGAGAUCCAGUUUGAUGACAUUGGUGAUGAUGAUGAAGAUAUUGAUGACAUCUAAACACGGAAGCUAAAUUCCAUACUAAUUUGCAAGAAUCGUUCUACUUUUUAUUUGAAUUUUGAGUGACGCCUUCCCACUGAGAGAAUACCUCUUCUGCCCAAUAAAGAUUUUUCACUUUUAACCUAUUUAUAUUCUUUCAGUAGAGGUUGAUAAUGCUGGAUAUUUUGGAUCAUCUGAACAUUUAUAUGAAUAAAAGUUAUUUUUGCAAUGUGGAGUUCCUGUAGGAAGCUCUGCCCUCAAUCAAAAGUAAUGCUGCUUUCCUCCUGUCUUACUGCAUUAAUUUCUACACCUACUGCACAUGACUGGCUUCAAGUAUGUAAUUGUCAUGAUUGGUUAUCAGUUGAGCAAUAUUGACAAAAGAAAUCUACUGCAUGUUCUUGAAUAAAGACAAAGUGGUUUUAUAUUUUGGUCAGUGUUUAAAAUUUAACUGCUCAUCUGCAUUUCUUGUCGUCUAUGUAAUGUGACUAAUUGUAUAACAGUCACAAUGUAUCCUGUUUUUAACAGUGCUUUGGAGUUAGAAGCAUGUUUGGGUUGUUGGAGUCGGUAAAAAUGUUCUGACAGACUAAAUGUACUGUAUAUUGCGGCGUAAAAGUCCACCCCAGAAAUGAGGUGUAAUAUAGGUCUAUGCCAAUUUUCCACUUUUGCGGCUAAGCUUGCAGACUUGUAUUCUUACGAUUUUUAGCUUGGACUUGGCAGCAAAAGCUUACAAAUAGUCCUGUUUAUUGUAAUUAUUUUACUGAUUGCUGUUAGGAUAUUAUACAAUCAUUAAAAUAGAGUUUAAACUUAAACAAACCUGUGUACAUUUACUAGUUUUAUUUUUGCAGAAUGAUGGCACAUGUGUCUCUCCAGCCAGUCAGCUGUGUUUACAUAUGAAUGAAAUUACCGCUUGCGGUAAUAUAAUUUUGCUACGUCUUGUGAAACUUGAGUAGAUGAGUAAAAACAACUAAGUGUAAUCCAUUGAGUGAUAGCAAGGACAACAGAAAUUCUAUUUCUUUAGAAAAAAGAUUUUGGAAAUGAUAAACGCAUUGGGCCAUGGCCAUAUUUUUGUAUCAGCAGUGUACCAACAACUUUAUGUUCAGUGUAUUAGUUGACAAGUCUUUGUGAGACACUUUUUUUACGCUUUAAAUGUCGAUUUAUAUGCCGGCAUUUAGGAUGUAUUGUAAUACGGUAAUUUAAUCAUUCUGUAUAUAAUAUAAGGAGUCAGAGGAUUUGUACCAACUCCCCAACCCUGGUUUUGGAUAUGUAACUUAAUUUUCAAGUGAGCCUAUUACACUGUACAGUGACUACACAGG
This is a messenger RNA of Pelobates cultripes (western spadefoot toad), 1901 nucleotides long. The record is from the annotation of a GenBank genome assembly. Lineage: Eukaryota; Metazoa; Chordata; Amphibia; Anura; Pelobatidae.